AUGGUUCAAGUUGAAAGCACGGCUAUUAAGCGUUUGGAGGCUCGAAUUGAGCCACUUUUGAAGAAAUUAGAGACUCAUCCAUUGUACAAAUCUGUUCAAAAUAUGGAACAUCUUCGUGUUUUGAUGGAAAAUCACGUGUUCGCUGUCUGGGAUUUCAUGGCUUUGUUGAAGGAACUCCAAUGUGGCCUCACUUGUAUCAAUGUCCCAUGGAGGCCCGUCGGGAAAAAGGAUUCGCGUCGAUUGAUCAAUGAGAUUGUUUUGGCUGAAGAGAGCGAUCAAAUCGGUGGUCGAAACAUUUCCCAUUUGGAAUUGUACUUGGAAUCAAUGGCUGCCUGUGGAGCGAACACUGAACCUCUUCAAAAACUUCUCGAAUCAUUCUCCCGUCAAAAAACUGUCGAUAUUUCAGAUGCUGCUUUGCAAAAGCUGUUCGCCGAGUGCGGUGUGCCGGAGCCGGCUCGUGGCUUUGUCCGCUCAACAUUUGAUGCUGUUCGAACAGGAAAACUCCACGUUGUUGCCUCAGCUUUCACUUUUGGACGCGAAGAUUUGAUUCCUCUCAUGUUCACGGGAUUAUUGAAAGAUAUGAAUAAGGAAAUUGGAGGAGCACUCGACACAUUCAUUGUGUAUCUCGAGAGACACAUCGAGGUUGACGGCGACGAACAUGGCCCGAUGUCCCUUCAAAUGGUUUCUGAGAUUUGCGGUGAUGAGAAUGAUCCAAAAUGGGAUGAAGCUGUGAUCGCGGCUGAGAAAGCGUUGAAGGCUCGAAUCCAAUUGUGGGACGGGGUUGUGGCGGAAAUCAAUAAAAUAAAAGCC
Molecule: messenger RNA, 810 nt
Organism: Mesorhabditis belari
Lineage: Eukaryota; Metazoa; Nematoda; Chromadorea; Rhabditida; Rhabditidae
Source: the annotation of a GenBank genome assembly